Sipha flava (yellow sugarcane aphid) is the source of this 1607-nucleotide messenger RNA. RefSeq lists its product as uncharacterized. The coding region runs from base 356 to 1414 and encodes 352 amino acids. The record is from RefSeq and is a predicted model, not a curated record. The transcript has 5 exons. NCBI's taxonomy places the organism in Eukaryota, Metazoa, Arthropoda, Insecta, Hemiptera, Aphididae.
UUUUCGUGGUAAUGACGGUGCAUUCAUAAAACAAAACUUCCUCGGAAUUCAAUAAACACGAUCAUGAAAAUUAAAAACAAAAAAAAUGGUAUGGCUAAAAUAUUAUCGACGAAAAAGUGUCAUAGUAUCCAAACGGUUUCUAUGAUUAAAAGUAAUAAGGAAAGAGAUUUUAGUUUUCCGUAAACCAUUGAUUUGACUAUACGAGUUGUUUCAAACUUACGGCGAGACAGUAGAACACAUAAACAUACCUCUCUGUGGACCGUUGUUUCCGAUCGGCUCGUACAACCUUUCCGGCUGAUACAUCAGGAAGCACCAGUGCUACGUACAUAGCUAGUUUACUCGAACGUGAGACAUCAUGAAUUCACUACCAUACGCAACGGUAUGGGACUUGGGAUUGCCGGCAACACCAGCAGACAUGAGUUCCGAGAACGGAGACUAUUGCCUCAGCGACAUGGUAAGGGUCGGUUACCUGACAAAACUGCGUGAAACGCUAAUGUCCAACAUAAAAGAAAACACUGCGAGCGACCGCGGCUCGGCUGAAGACGGAACCAUUGAAAUGUUCGUGGAGAAGUGUUUGAGCGAGAUGGAAAAGGAAGCGAUAAGGAAAUGCAUGGUAGCAGAGAUUUACUGCGAUGCAAUGCGUAAAACGAUAGACGAAGUGAAAAGCUGUACAGGCACGUCAACGAUUCACGACCAGUUGAUGACGACCAUCAUAGCGCAAUCGGACAGUCGAAAUCGUGAAACCGCAUCGACGAUGGAGGUCGCUGUUUUUGAUGUCAAGGAAAGACAGCAGAACUCCUGUGGCGACGCGUACCUACUUCAGUUUCCGACGCAGGCACAAAUCUUCGAUCAACAGGACGAACAGGCCAUUAUGACACUGGCCAUCGAAAAUUUCAAGUGUACAUCAAUGUUUUCGGGAUCGACAACGGAAGACAUUGUGGACCCGAAUACCGUACGACCCGAGAUGAUUAACAUCGUUAAGAAUGAUAAAAAUCUCAGUGCAAUGGUGGCUACGACGCACGAGUUCCGAAGGAACAUGAGAAGACUACCCCAAACCAUGCGAGCCCGGAUAGACCAAAAGAUGAAUCAAGUAUUUGGUAACUGCCUUAAUCACGAGUAUCGACCAAUAUUCCUGUCCCUAGAAGAGGAACGGAUAAUUUCUUACGAAAGGAUCAUGCUGUUGGUCUCAGACCACAUGAGACCAUAUUUUGAGCACGGACAAAUCAAAAAAUCCUCCGACUUCGAGAUUCUUGUCCAACUCAUAUCGAGGACCAUGAUGGAAAGCGCCAGCGAUCCGACUGAAAGCACAAUAAACCAAACUAUAGACGGUUUUUUCACCGGUCACCCGUACAAAACCGCCGAUCAUUUCAUAGCCAACAACCGUUAUUUUUUCCAAUCGGAUCGGCCGUUAUAAUGGUCCAAACCAAAUGACGUCUCGAUAAUACACACCGAAAUAUUAGUACACACGUACCGUUUUUGUUAUUAUGAUAUGUAGCAAUGACUUUCAUUGCACUAUUGCUUUAAACGUCAACUAGGAUUUUGUGAAAUUCACAAGACUGUCGGUUGGCUUGGUUGUGACAACACAUUAAUGAAGCCCGUUGGCCUUA